Molecule: messenger RNA, 1734 nt
Organism: Athene cunicularia (burrowing owl)
Lineage: Eukaryota; Metazoa; Chordata; Aves; Strigiformes; Strigidae
Product: keratin, type II cytoskeletal cochleal-like
Biological process (GO): intermediate filament organization; keratinization
Cellular component (GO): keratin filament
Molecular function (GO): structural constituent of skin epidermis
Source: RefSeq, a predicted model, not a curated record
AUGAAGAAGAAACCCACUGGCAAACGUGCAGAGAAUGAGCUUGUUACGUUCAAAAGGGACACGGAUUGUGCUUAUGUGAACAAAGUUGAACUGGAAGCCAAGGUGGAGCCCCUUGUCCAAGAGAUCACCUCCCUGAGGAGCCUGUAUAAAGUGUAUGAGGAACUGAGAGAAACCACUAGCAAACAUGAUGACAGCUUGCAUAACACAAAGAAUCAAAUUGUGGAGCUGAAUUCGGUGAUUCAGAGACUCACGGGAGAAUGUGAAAACACCAAAGUCCAGAGAUACAAACUGGAAGGAGCUAUUGCUGAGGAGCUCGGGGCAGGGGUUGGUGAGGACGCAAAGUGCAAAGUCUCUGAGCUGGAGGUGUCCUGGCAGCUGGCAAAGGAGGACACGGCCUGUGAGUACCAGGAGCUGAUGAACAUCGAGCUGGCCCUGGACAUGGAGAUCAUGACCUACAGGAAGCUGCAGGAUGGAGAGGAGAGCGGCGCUGCCUCAUGUCAUUGGGGUGGUGGCACAGGCUACUGUGGUUUGGGUUCCUUCAGCAGCAGAAGUCCUGAUGCCAUCACGCAUUUCAGGCCCAGAAUAGUUGUUGGAAGAUGUUCUCCUCCGAGAUGUGGAUAUGGCUUUGGUGCAGCUGACACAGGGUUUGGCUACAGAGGUGCUGGCUUUGGCUACGGAGUUGGUGGAGUCUCCAUGCCAUGCACCAUCACACCCAUCACCAUCAACAAGCAACUUCUCCAACCGCUCAGACUGGGACUCGAUCCCAACAUGCAGAUGGUGAAGUACCAAGAGAAGGAGCAGAUCAAGACCCUCAACAACAAAUUUGCUUCUUCCAUUGAGAAGGUUCGAUUCCUGGAACAGCAGAACAAGGUGCUAGAGACCAAGUGGAAUUUUCUGCAGGGACAAAACCACUGCAGGUCAACCAUCACACCCAUGUUGGAGGCUCAUAUUGGUAAUCUGAAGAAGGAGCUGGAAGCACUGGGGUGCAACAGAGCCCAGUUAGACACAGACCUGAAAGCUGCACAGCAGGUUUUGGAAACAAACAAGAAAAUGUACAAGGACGAAUGCAGCCAGCGGACGUGCACCCAGAGUGAGUUUAUUGCCCUGAAGAAGGACGCAGACUGUUUUUCCUUAAACAAAGCAGAGCGGGAAGCCAAGGUAGAAAGCCUGAAAGAAGAGGCUGAAUUCCUGAGAAUGUUCUGUGAAGAGGAAAUCCACCAGCUGCGGGCCCAGAUCUCAGAUACUUCGGUGGUCGUGUGGAUGGACAACAGCCGAGAUCUUGGCUUGGAGGCACCACUUGAGGUCGAGGCUCAGUACGAGGACGCUGCCCGGCAGAAGCGCAGGCCUGGGAUGAAAGGAAGGCAAGAAUGUCUUUUGGGGUUUUUUUUGCUCGAGGAGUUGCAAGUCACUGCAGGCAGAAGCGCUGACAGCCUGCGAGAGACAAAAACAGAAGCUGAGCUGACAUGGACAGCCCAGAGACUGAACGGAGGAGUGAGGAGUGCCAAGGCCCAGGGGAGCACAGCCAGGCUGGAAGCUGCCGUGGCUGACACUGAGCAGGGUCGGGAAACGACCGCCAAGGAUGCGAAGCACAAACUGUCCGAGCUGGAGACAGCCCUGCAGCAGACCAAGGCGGACCUGUCCCGGCAGCUCCGUGAGUACCAGGAGCUCAUGAACAUCAAGCUGGCCCUGGACGGCAAGAUCGUCACCUACAGGAAGAGUCUGGAGGGUGAGGAG